AUUUCUUCUUCCUCUAGAAAAACCCUAGUUAUUCUAACCGUUAUCUUUCUACCAAGCUCACUCAAACAGACAGAUCUCAGUUGCAGAAAACAUGGGAUUGAUAUCCAAGAUUCGAUUCACCCCGUCGAUCAUUCAUCUUCGUAGCUUCUCUUCAAUCCGAAACCCUAAUUCAACCAAUGACAAAUCACACGCCACUCUCGCCCUCCUCAAAUCGGAGAAAAACCCCGAUCGAAUCCUCGAAAUCUGUCGCGCCGCCUCUCUAUCCCCAGAUUCCCACCUUGAUAGAAUCUCCUUCUCCGUCGCCAUUUCAAAGCUCGCCGCAUCCAAUUACUCCGACGGCAUUCGUUCGUACCUCGAAGAGUUAAAAACGAAAAGACCCGACCUUCGAAAUGAACGGUUUCUUUCUCACGCCAUCGUUCUUUACGGACAAGCCGGUAUGAUCGAAAGCGCAAUUAACACUUUUGAACAUAUGAAGGAUUUCGAUGUCUCUCCAUCAGUAAGAUCACUAAACGCCCUACUCUUUUCCUGCAUAGUCGCUAAAAAAUACGACGAAGCAAAGAGGGUAUAUCUUGAAUUCCCAAGCAAACAUGGGAUUGAGCGUAAUUUGAUUACGUACAACACAAUCAUCAAAGCUUUCUGCGAAUCGGGUUCAUCAAGUUCAGUGUAUUCCGUUAUAGCAGAGAUGGAUAAGAACAAUUGUAAACCAAACGGAACAACAUUCGGUACUCUGCUUGCUGGUUUCUACAAAGAGGAGAAGUAUGAAGAUGUGGGUAAAGUGACUGAGAUGAUGAAGACUUACGGUGUUACGCCUGGAAUUGGUGUAUACAACAAUAGAAUUCAGAUUCUGUGUAAAGAUAAGAGAUCAAGUGAAGCUAAAGCAUUACUGGAUGGGGCGAUUGGGAGAGGUUUGAAGGCGAAUAAUGAGAGUUAUGGUAAUUUGAUUCAUGGGUUUUGUAAAGAAGGUAAGUUAGAUGAAGGGAAGAAGAUAUUUGAAACGAUGAGGAAGAAUGGAUGUGAACCUGAUAGUGAGUGUUACUUUACUCUUAUUUACUUCUUGUGUAGAGACAAGGAUUAUGAAUUUGCAUUGAAGAUAACUAAGGAGUGUAUAGGAAAGAAUUGGUUUCCAAAUUUUACUAUUAUGAAGACUCUUGUGAGAGGUUUAGGAAGUGUAUCCAUGGUUGAUGAAGCUCGAGAAAUUGUUGGUGUGUUGAAGAAGAGGUUUCCUAGUAGUGCUGAUGUUUGGAAUGAAAUUGAACAAGAGGAAUUACUCAACAAGUAGAUAGAUUAUUAUGUCUGCACAUUUUCAAUUCAUGUUGUAAGAAAUUGGGUUGAUUUCUAGUUUCAGUUAGAAUGGGAUGAAAUUGGGUUUUCUGUUUCUUGAAUGAUCUUUUUACUUGGAAUCAAACUUAAAAACUUUUUAUCGUGAUUAUAGAAUUGAAGACUUGUUUUCUUUAACAUUAUUUUUUUUUAUAUGAGCUAAUAUGUUUGUUUAUUCAA
Molecule: messenger RNA, 1497 nt
Organism: Impatiens glandulifera
Lineage: Eukaryota; Viridiplantae; Streptophyta; Magnoliopsida; Ericales; Balsaminaceae
Product: pentatricopeptide repeat-containing protein At1g61870, mitochondrial-like
Exons: 1
Coding region: 92-1279 (395 amino acids)
Molecular function (GO): protein binding
Source: RefSeq, a predicted model, not a curated record